AUGGACACCGUCAAGGCACCCGCGGCCGUGCCUCAAGACGCUCCGGCAGAUAUACUAGAGCGCAAACCAUUCUCUGAACUCGGGCUGUCGGACAAUACGAUGAAGGCCCUAGAAGAGAUGGGAUUCAAGACAAUGACGCCGGUACAAGAAAAAUCAAUACCUCCUCUUCUUGCCGGGAAGGAUGUCCUUGGUGCAGCGAGAACAGGUUCGGGCAAGACCCUCGCUUUCCUCAUCCCUGCCGUGGAACUCCUCCAUCGACUAAAAUUCAAGCCACGGAACGGUACUGGUAUCAUUGUCAUCUCGCCCACUCGCGAGCUUGCACUUCAAAUCUUUGGUGUUGCAAAGGACCUCAUGGCGCACCAUUCACAAACCUUCGGUAUCAUCAUGGGCGGUGCCAACCGGAGAGACGAGGAGACGAAGCUGCAGAAGGGUGUGAAUCUUCUGAUUGCGACUCCUGGUCGGCUAAUAGACCAUCUCGAGGGCUCGAAGGGUUUCGUCUUUCGGAAUCUGAAGGGCCUCAUUAUUGAUGAGGCCGAUCGGAUUCUGGAGGUGGGUUUCGAAGAACAGAUGAAGAAAAUCAUCAAUGUCUUGCCUAGUGAGGGGCGUCAGUCUAUGCUAUUCUCUGCUACGCAGACAAGAAAAGUUAGCGACCUCGCGCGUAUGUCAUUACGUCCCGGUCCCCUCUACGUCGAUGUCGAUAAGACAGAAGAGACGAGUACUGUUGCAACCCUCUCCCAAGGCUACGUCGUCUGCCCCUCCGACCGCCGCUUCCUCCUGCUCUUCACUUUCCUGAAGAAAAACAUGAAGAAGAAAGUUAUCGUCUUCUUCUCAAGCUGUAACUCCGUCAAGUACCACUCCGAGCUCCUCAAUUACAUUGACGUCCCUGUACUUGAACUACACGGGAAGCAAAAGCAGCAGAAGCGAACAACCACAUUCUUCGAGUUCUGCAAUGCGGAGUCCGGUAUCUUGCUAUGCACGGACGUCGCUGCGCGAGGACUCGAUAUUCCCCGCGUUGACUGGAUCAUCCAGUACGACCCACCCGAUGACCCUCGAGACUAUAUCCACCGCGUGGGCCGGACGGCGCGUGCAGGAAAGGUCGGGAAGAGUCUGCUCUUCCUCCUACCCUCCGAACUUGGAUUCUUGCGCUAUUUGAAGGAAGCGAAGGUCCCUCUGAACGAGUUCGACUUCCCUGCAAACAAGAUUCAGAACGUGCAAACCCAGCUGGAGCAUCUGCUUGAGAAGAACUACUACCUGUACAACUCCGCGAAGGACGGCUUCCGAUCAUAUCUGCAGGCGUAUGCGUCAUAUUCCCUCAAGCAGAUUUACGACGUCAACAAGCUUGAUCUCGCCAAGGUCGGUAAAGCCUUUGGGUUCAAGGUUCCCCCGCGCGUCAAUGUCAGUAUCGGUGGUGGUAAGGGCGGCGCAGGGAGAACGGGCGCCAAGCGGAAACGGGGUGAGGAGGAAGAGGAAGAGUGGGAGGAGAUAGACGCGGUAGACAAGGAUGGGAGCGAGGAGGAGGCUGAGGAGCAGCCGCGUGCGGCAAAGGGUGCGUAUGAGCAGUCGCGAUCAAGACGACAAGAGAUCAUGGGCAAGAAGGCACUGGAGAAGGACAAGUUUAGGCAAGGCAUGGAGAGGAAAAAGAUGAAGGCGAGCGGGCAGCAAUGGAGUCGAUGA
Molecule: messenger RNA, 1674 nt
Organism: Epithele typhae
Lineage: Eukaryota; Fungi; Basidiomycota; Agaricomycetes; Polyporales; Epitheliaceae
Product: DEAD-domain-containing protein
Exons: 6
Coding region: 1-1674 (557 amino acids)
Biological process (GO): maturation of LSU-rRNA from tricistronic rRNA transcript (SSU-rRNA, 5.8S rRNA, LSU-rRNA)
Cellular component (GO): nucleolus
Molecular function (GO): RNA helicase activity; ATP binding; nucleic acid binding
Source: RefSeq, a predicted model, not a curated record